This is a messenger RNA of Fusarium sp. VM40, 1899 nucleotides long. The record is from the annotation of a GenBank genome assembly. Lineage: Eukaryota; Fungi; Ascomycota; Sordariomycetes; Hypocreales; Nectriaceae.
AUGAAUCAGACGGAAUUGAAGGAAUUCGAUGUCAUUCGGGUGGCCAGAAGCGAUGGCCUGGAUACUGGACCUGGAUACUGGCCGACAACAGCACCAACCACCACCAGUGCAAUUAAGAAGACAAAGGAUGCGGCUGUCUCGGAGAAAACACCAAGAACGAAGCCACAGAUGAUUCGCUUGACCGAGGACGACCCAAGAUUUACGGAGUGGAAGGUUAAGCUCGGUAUUCUCCUCAAGCAAGAACUAUGCCCGAAUCCUGAUGAGGGGAACUCGUGGCUGGUAAAUUUCCCACGAGGUUAUUGGCUCUACGAGAAGUCAAAGCAUCUCUGGGUUUCAGGAUAUCCAAUUAAGGCGAAGCUGUUCAAAAGCCCCCAGGAGUUUGCUGUCCAUUUGAUAUGGCUCCUCUCGACAUCGAUGGACUAUCGAGACUGUUGUUGUGCUCAUUGCAACGCUUCCAACAUGAUCAAAGGAGGAGUCAAUGCUGACGACGGCCUGGUCAUCACUCACGAACCCUCCAAGGUCGACAAGAUGCCGACCAAAGUAACGCCUGUUCCUUUACCCCCAAUGCCUGGGCAAGGGCCUCAGAAGGCCAAUAAUGUUGUGCCUCGACCAACGUCUACACAGUCUACGCCGGCUCACACUGCACAAAACUCCCCAGCUCCAACGCCGAUCUCUACUACUGCAACUCCUGUGCAGCAAGUCCAACAACCGCCCCCGAUUAGACCUCAGGAACAAGUAAUUCAGCCGCAGCCGCAGUCAUACCCACAGCCUCAACCGCAACAACAACAACCACCCCAAACUCAACCACAGCAGCCACAGCCACAACCGCAACCGCAACCGCAGCCGCAAUUACAACAGCUACAACCCCAACCACAGGCACAACAGCAAAUUCAACAACAAGCUCCUCUCGCUCAAGCGUCACCUCAGCCUAUCCAAUGGGCACUCAAAUCAGCUGUUUUGUUCCGAUCAGGAGAGCUGGUUUGGUACCAAAACGGCAACACAUGGCGACUUGGAGUUAUAGCUUCUUCGACUAAUGGUCAGCAUGAAGUUAUGCCCAUCGGACACGGCAUCGUCCAACAAAGCAAUGUGACAAAAACCGACGGGGAUAUGCGUCCCUUCUACGCCUUCACAGUACCACCUGUUACCCUCCCUGAGCUGAAGGAGAAGGAAUAUGACGGGGUUUCGUGGGAGUCACUAUUUCAGGGUGCAGCAGAUGGGAAUAGACGCGAGAUGCUCGCCCUUGACGCCUCCAAGAUGGCAGCUGUCAAGAUUGAUUAUUCGUACUCGCUCUGGUCGAAACUUUCAGAGGACCCAAGGGCUCGGAGCGUGACUUAUUAUGGUUGCUUCUUUGGAGCUGAGCGGGUCGAGAUUGGCGACGCAAUGCGGCUCAGAUCACUCCCGGCCGACCUCAACGUUCCGGCCGAGACGGGCGUAUUGGGCUUGCGGUUCAUCUUUACCAUGAAAGAAUUCCCUGGCGCCGUCUUCUUCCGUGGCCACCUUUACCAGCUCGUAUCUGAAGAUCAACCAAACAUUGUCAGGGAUGAACACCUUCCCAUUGCGAUGCGGAGCGAGAGCCAGUGGCGCCAUUCAGUCGGGGCACAUCGCUGGCGCUACGCACUGGUUAAAGAGAAUGUCGUGUUCAAGGAGCAGUCGAUUAGAGGUCGAUUCUACCCGACGCACCGUCUCAUGCCCAUCCUCAACCCGGCCGAGUUCCAGAGCUCGGUUGCCCAGCGCCGGGUGGAUGACCAGUACGCCCACCUGAACAAUCGUAUGGAUGGCACGGGAAGAUACCUUGGCCGGAAGAUAAACCGGCUCGAUACCCUUGGAGCGUCGGUGGCCCAUUCGGCUAGGAUUAGUCUGGAGCCGUUCAUUAGAGAGGGAGACCAACCUGUAGAGUGA